UGGAAGACGGCGCCCAGAGCCUCCAAACAAAGCGUAACCACGACAACAGCCAAUCCCAAGGAAGAUGGACCGGUCUUUUCUUACCGGUGCCCCAGUAGGACAAACUAUCUCCACUCGAAAUUGGCCCGAACGCUGUACCUCAGAAGCUGAAAGAGGAACGUUUUUUCCAGGAACACCUAUAUCCGGGGAGAAAAAGAAUGUUAAGAAAAAACAAAAUGUUAAUUUUUAAAUACUUUCUUAAUCUCAUUAACGGAGCUUUCUUGGUUCUUGGACUUUUACUCAUGGGAUUUGGUACAUGGCUCUUACUAGAUAGAAAUAAUGUUUUCAUAGCUUUGGAUGAAAAUAACCACUUGAUAGUAUAUAUUUUUCAAAUUUUGAUGGGAACUGGAUCUGCUAUCGUUCUUCUUUGUCUCUUGGGUUAUUUGGGAAUUCACAAUGAAAUCAGAUGGCUCCUACUUCUGUACACAGCACUGCUAAUGUGGGCCUUUGGUGUUCAGGUUGUGCUUUCAACAUUCAUCUUUAUAAAGAAAAAGGAGGUUCACCAAGUAUUGCAUGAUAAAAUUGACUUAAUCAUUAUUGAGUAUGGAUCUAAAGAUAUGCCUGAAGAUAUACCCAAAUGGAUUAUUCUGAAUUCUCUACAGAAAACACUGCAGUGUUGUGGCCAGUACAAUUACACAGAUUGGAUAAAGAAUAAAAAUAAAGAAACUCCAGAACAGGUGCCAUGUUCUUGCACAAAUUCUACAUUAAGAAAGUGGUUUUGUGAUGAGCCACUGAAUGCAACUUACCUAGAGGGUUGUGAAAAUAAGAUCAACACAUGGUAUAGUGGUAAUGCUUUAACAUUAAUCGGAAUUAACUUUGGACUUUUGGCUUCAGAGGUUUUGCAAAUCUUAUUAACUAUUUCUUUUGUCAGACACAUCAAGAAUAGAAUAUAUUCAGGAGUGUGAUCUUUGGAUUUUAAUUUGCCCAGAAGAAACCAGCUAAUUCUCAAAAUAAUCACAUCAUGUUCUUUUACUCCACGCCCCGCACCCACCAAAACAGUUUUGAAUUAUAUUAGUUAAGUUUAGGACUUAUUCAAGUCAUUGGUUAUAUGUAACAUAGAAUUAUUGAAUAUUAUAAUAAAUCACUCUGUGAAAUUAUUAAUUUUGUUUUUCAAAAUAUCAAAUUCUGCAGUUCAGAACUUUACCUUGAGUUUUCUGAAUUCAGAGGAUAUCAUCAUAUAUACUGAAUUCAAAAUGUGAUGAAGUAUCACCAUAUUUCAAGUUUCUUUUGUAGAAAAAAAUACUUACAUCACAUUCAGAAAACAUUAAGUAAGCAAUUAUGACAUGCACCUUACAUUUCCAAAUUUUAACAAAACAACACUGAUCUGUGGGAGAUUUAAAAGAAAGAUUGAAAACCAUGACACUGACCUCUGUACUGAAUUAAUCAUUUAUUUCUGUCUUCUGUUCAAUGCUUCAAAGUGGAUAAUAAACUUAAAAUUUUACAGACUUGGGUGUAUGUCAAUAGCAGUAAUAAAAUAUUAAAAUCACACUGAAUUUUGAACUGUAAUAAAAAUGUCUUAAAUGAUCACUGAAUCCCCAUACCCAACUUGCUCCUCAUUUUCUCUCUUUUUUUAAAUUUUGUUCAGUG
Messenger RNA from Enhydra lutris kenyoni (northern sea otter), 1626 nucleotides. It is a transcript of the gene TSPAN19, whose product is annotated as tetraspanin 19. The transcript has 9 exons. Lineage: Eukaryota; Metazoa; Chordata; Mammalia; Carnivora; Mustelidae. The record is from RefSeq and is a predicted model, not a curated record. The coding region runs from base 198 to 944 and encodes 248 amino acids. Gene Ontology annotation, cellular component: membrane.